AUGAACACUACGACGCAGGAGGAUAAACGGACUCGCACGGAGAGGGUACAGGUAUGGAACGCCGAGCAGCGCGUGGCGGCGAUACGGGCCGGACACGUGGAUCGACCAUUGCUGGAAGCACUAAGCGAUGGCGUCACGGAGCAGGAACGACGCACGGAGCGGGAACGCAGGACACCACGCGGCGGCGAUACGGGCCGAACGCGUGGAUCGGCCAUUGCUGGAAGCACUACACGAGCACUAAGCGAUGGCGGCACGGAGCAGGAACGACGCACGGAGCGGGAACGCAGGACACCACGCGGCGGCAAUACGGGCCGAACGCGUGGAUCGGCCAUUGCUGGAAGCACUACGCGAGCACUAAGCGAUGGCGGCACGGAGCAGGAACGAAGCACGGAGCGGGAACGAAGCACGGAGCAGGAACGAAGCACGGAGCGGGAACGCAGGACACCACGCGACGGCAAUACGGGCCAAACGCGUGGAUCGGCCAUUGCUGGAAGCACUACGCGAGCACUAAGCGAUGGCGGCACGGAGCAGGAACGACGCACGGAGCGGGAGCGCAGGACACCACGCGGCGGCGAUACGGGCCGAACGCGUGGAUCGGCCGUUGCUGGAAGCACUACACGAGCACUAAGCGAUGGCGGCACGGAGCAGGAACGACGCACGGAGCGGGAACGCAGGACACCACGCGGCGGCAAUGUGGGCCAAACGCGUGGAUCGGCCAUUGCUGGAAGCACUACGCGAGCACUAAGCGAUGGCGGCACGGAGCAGGAACGACGCACGGAGCGGGAACGAAGCACGGAGCGGCAACGCAGGACACCACGCGGCGGCAAUACGGGCCGAACGCGUGGAUCGGCCAUCGCGGUAAGUACGGCACUAGCACUUGUCGAUGGCGGCACGGAGCAGGAACGAAGCACGGAGCGGGAACGAAGCACGGAACGGUGA
Anopheles maculipalpis is the source of this 939-nucleotide messenger RNA. RefSeq names its product ribose import ATP-binding protein RbsA 1-like. The record is from RefSeq and is a predicted model, not a curated record. The coding region runs from base 1 to 939 and encodes 312 amino acids. The transcript is spliced from 2 exons. Lineage: Eukaryota; Metazoa; Arthropoda; Insecta; Diptera; Culicidae.